GACUCAACGACUAGUCCCGAGAAAAUCACUACAGCACAAAAAUUAACAGAGUUAAUAAAAGCUAACAGAGUUCAUAUCUUUCUUAUAAGUUAUACUAUUCGAAUUAUUUAAUUGCUAUUAUCCAACAUUAUGCAAAUCUACUGCUUUUUAAUGGCGCUUGCCUUUGUAAACGUUCCGUCAACAACGACAGCGGACUACGCAAAGACGGUUUUCAUGACAAACAAACUCAUCGAAAUAGCUUUUAAAACAAAUGCUGCGGGAUUAGAGACUGUAAUUGAAAAUAUUAUUAAUGGAGAUAAACCGAUGGUGACAGUUAAUUUGAUGUUAGCUAUGCCUGAAUCAAUAUCUAUUUUUAACAUACCAGAAUCUAUUGCUAUAGCUGAACAGGAGACAGUGCAAAAUGAAAUAUUAGGCGUGAGAAAAUUGAUUAGCACAGUUGAAAAGGAGGCAGUGCAAAUAAUAACAUUCAGUACUAUUAAAAUCGUUAAUGUACGAGGACAUAAUAACCCAGACGAAGAAUAUAUUGGUCUAGCUGAACAGGAGGCAGUGCAAAAAAAACCAAUAAAAAAGCACAUUGACGUAGCUGAACAGGAGGCAGUGGAACCAAAAUCAUUAAGUAAUAUCAUUGCUGUAAUUGGCCCAAACGAAGAAUAUAUGGCCCUAGCUAAACCGAAGGCAUGGCAAGAAAAACCAAUAAAAAAACAUAUUGACGUAGCUGAACAGGAGACAGUGGAACAAAAAUCAUUAAAUAUCCAUGUUGUACUUGGCCCAAACGAAGGUAUUGGUUCAUUGCCAGAGCUUGGAGCAGAUAGAAGACUUAUAACUGCAAAAGCUACAAAAUCGUUACUUCUCGCUGCAAUACACAAAGUUAGAAAAGUACCAAAAUCCCUCAAUUUGUACACGAUGUGCCGUUUAACAGGUUUGAUCAGAAGUAUAAAAUUCCCAGAUGAAUUUAUAAAAACCGCUGAUGUUAUCAAUGGUCUUUGUAUAUUAACUUCAAGUGCUGGCUAUGAAUACGUAUACAAACGCUCCCUCAGCUUUAUAGUUAUGGAAGUACCACUCGGUGGACGUGAAAAAGGACUUGUAUUACUUGAGGAACAGAUAAAGACUUGGUUCUCGCCCAAACAGCGAUACUACAAUAUGUAAUUUUAAUUAUUGUAUUCAAUAAUAUUGUAUUUGUUAUAAAAUAUUUAUUGUAAAAAAACAAUUUAAAUAAUAAUACAUGCUAUCCAUAAUAUAAUAUAAUAUGUACCUCAGGAAUUAUU
Molecule: messenger RNA, 1265 nt
Organism: Adelges cooleyi (spruce gall adelgid)
Lineage: Eukaryota; Metazoa; Arthropoda; Insecta; Hemiptera; Adelgidae
Exons: 17
Coding region: 130-1146 (338 amino acids)
Source: RefSeq, a predicted model, not a curated record